UAUGAAUAAAAAAAAUAAGAACUCAAAAAAAGAAUCCAUUUCAUAAACUAUUGAUAAAUAAUCAAAAGUCAAAUCAUUAGCAGAGUUGGAGAUUACAUAAAAAUUAGUAUUCUUAAGAAAAAUAUUAUGGACUUGGUUGAUCUGGCAAAGUGUUAUUGUACUAAGUUGCUUUUUGAUAUAUUCUAAACUUCCUUUUUUGUCAUCUGUAUAAAGGUUGAUUGAUUCAGAUUUAUUAUUGAUGUUUUUUCUAUGUUUAACUGUAAUUUUACUAUAUUUUGGAUCUAGUAAUAUUAAAUAAAAAGAAGUAUUAUAUUGAUAUAUAAAUACUAGCAAAAAACAUCAUAAUUAUAUUUGAUAUCAGUUAUAAUAACUUAAACCUUAUUAUAUUCAUUGAUUACUAAUAAAUUAGUAGAAAACUCAAUAAAUUUCUUAUUGAUUCAUUGUAUGUAGCUAAUUGUUAUUGCUAAUUUAAUUCUAUAUUUUAGAAAUGCUAUUGAAAUCAACCAUUUGAUUUAUUUCAAAUAAAUGUUUUGGUAUUCUGGAUUCUUAAUAGCAGCAGAAUUCUUUUUUACUAAAUCUACAUCAAUAAACACAAUACCAGGAAUGAUUGUAAUAGGAAGUAUAUUAGGAUUUGGAACAUUUGCUUUAAGAUCAAUUGAAACUUUAAUUGAUGGCAAAGUAAUAAUAAAUUAUGAUUAUUAAUAGUUUAAUCUAAACCAGGAAUAAACAUCUUUGGGUUCUCUUCUGGCUUAUACAAAUUUAUUAUUACCAUAUAGAAAAAGUGAAUGAA
Molecule: messenger RNA, 790 nt
Organism: Paramecium pentaurelia
Lineage: Eukaryota; Ciliophora; Oligohymenophorea; Peniculida; Parameciidae
Source: the annotation of a GenBank genome assembly